AUAAUGGUACGGUCCCAUGCUGUCACACUGAGAGUGUACACUUCAAGGGCAGUCAGUACUUUCCACUCCCUCCCGUCAACUAUAUGAGCACUAUCAUGAACAUGCUUAGCAGAGCUGGCCAAAUUCGCAGGUGUGCAGUCGGCCUCAGCCAAGCUAUUAACCAGGUAGCCGCUUCCAGGCAGAAGCACACACUCCCUGACCUGACAUAUGACUAUGGAGCUCUGGAGCCCAGCAUCAACGCAGAGAUAAUGCAGCUGCACCACAGCAAGCACCACGCCACGUACGUCAACAACCUCAACGUCACAGAGGAGAAAUACCAGGAGGCUCUGGCAAAAGGGGAUGUGACAACACAGGUUUCCCUGCAGCCCGCCCUGAGGUUCAACGGAGGAGGCCACCUUAACCACUCUAUCUUCUGGACAAACCUCUCUCCUAAUGGAGGUGGAGAGCCACAGGGCGAGCUCAUGGAGGCCAUUAAGAGGGACUUUGGCUCCUUCCAGAAGAUGAAGGAGAAGAUGUCUGCUGCCACCGUGGCUGUGCAGGGCUCGGGCUGGGGUUGGCUCGGUUAUGACAAAGAGAGUGGAAGACUUCGUAUUGCUGCCUGUGCUAACCAGGAUCCCCUACAGGGAACCACAGGUCUGAUCCCUCUGCUUGGUAUCGAUGUGUGGGAGCAUGCCUACUACCUGCAGUACAAAAAUGUGAGGCCGGACUAUGUUAAGGCCAUCUGGAAUGUCAUUAACUGGGAAAAUGUGACCGAGCGCCUCCAGACUGCCAAAAAAUAAAAACCUAAUCUCCUCGAAAACCCACAAAGUCCUCCCUCACUCUGACCUGGGCCUGGAACAAAUAACAGUUCUUUCUUACAUAGAGUAAAUGAGUGGUGAUAUAAUUUGCAUUCAGACUUUCUAGAGUUUGGAUUUUCAGAUUUUCAGCUGCAUCAAAGUUGAUUAAGUUAACUUUAAGUUGUCUUUAUUGUUACAGAUUACAUUUUCUUUGAGGUAAAUAUAACGCCCUGGACACAUCCAGGUGGAAACAAACUUAAACACAUAUUUGCAAAUGCUUUUUAUCUCAGGUCUGAUCCCAACCAUCAGACUUCUUAAGCGCACAAUCGAGCCUCCUUUCACAACAAGGCUGGCUUUCCUAAAUACACCUACAUGUUGGCUACUGUUCAUGUGAACCUGCUGUCAUAUAAUCAGAGUGCAUAUUCAGUGAGCUUUGUCAGAAUAUGUCACUAAAAUCACAAUGUUAUGCAGUCUGUUUUUGAUGUAUGAUAAUAAAAUAAUAGGAUAUAAUUGUA
Molecule: messenger RNA, 1291 nt
Organism: Notolabrus celidotus (New Zealand spotty)
Lineage: Eukaryota; Metazoa; Chordata; Actinopteri; Labriformes; Labridae
Gene: sod2
Product: superoxide dismutase 2, mitochondrial
Exons: 5
Coding region: 84-779 (231 amino acids)
Biological process (GO): superoxide metabolic process
Cellular component (GO): mitochondrion
Molecular function (GO): superoxide dismutase activity; metal ion binding
Source: RefSeq, a predicted model, not a curated record